Messenger RNA from Bathycoccus prasinos, 3720 nucleotides. RefSeq names its product chromosome segregation protein sudA. Gene Ontology annotation, cellular component: chromosome. Gene Ontology annotation, biological process: mitotic sister chromatid cohesion. Gene Ontology annotation, molecular function: cohesin loader activity; protein binding; double-stranded DNA binding. The transcript has a single exon. The record is from RefSeq and is a predicted model, not a curated record. Bases 1 to 3720 code for a protein of 1239 amino acids. NCBI's taxonomy places the organism in Eukaryota, Viridiplantae, Chlorophyta, Mamiellophyceae, Mamiellales, Bathycoccaceae.
AUGCACAUCAAAUCGGUCAUCGUGGAAGGAUUUAAAACCUACCGCGACCAAACGUCGGUGGAUUUAACCGCGAACUUGAACUGCAUCGUCGGCGCGAACGGGUCGGGGAAAUCGAACUUAUUCCACGCGAUUCGAUUUGUAUUGAGCGAUGUUUUUGGCACGUUGAGAGCGGAAGAGCGGCAGAGAUUGUUACACGAAGGCGCCGGGCACGCGGUGAUGAGCGCGUACGUGGAGAUUGUUUUUUGCAACAAAGAUCGGAGAAUGCCGGUGGAACGAGACGAGGUGCGAUUGCGACGAAACAUUGGUUUGAAAAAAGACGAGUAUUAUUUGGACAAGAAACACGCGUCAAAGACGGAGAUUGUGAAUUUGUUAGAAUCCGCGGGAUUUUCGAGGACGAAUCCGUAUUAUUGCGUGCAGCAAGGAAGAAUAACGAAGAUGGCGACGAUGUCGGAUAAAGAGCGGUUGGAGUUAUUGAAGGAAAUCGGAGGGACGUCGGUGUACGAGGAGAAGAGAGAAGAGUCGAUGAAAAUCAUGAAGGAGACGAAGACGAGAGAAGACGCGGUGAAAGAAACCGUGACUUUUAUCGAAAGUCGUUUGGAGGAGUUGGACGAAGAGAAGGAGGAGUUGGAGAAGUACGUGAAGUUGGACAAGGCGAAGAGGAGCAUCGAGUACGCGAUUUACGAUAAAGAGCUAUCGGAAGCGAGGCAAAAGUUGGACGACGUGGAGGAGAGGAGACGACACGCGAGCGAACGGGCGAGGAUGACCGAGGAGGAAACGAUUGGCGCGAAAGCUGAAGCGAGAGAGUUGGAAAAAGUGACGAAAAACGCCGAAAGAGAGAUUGAACGAUUGUCGAGAGAAGCGAUGGGGAUCGACGUGGAAAGGAAAGAAAUCGGCGAACGACGAGCGACGAAAGAAUUAGACGUGCAAGAUUUACAGGAAUCGAUCGAGCGGUUCACGUUGCAAAAAGCGGACGCUGAGGACCAGAAAACGUCCGUGGAGGAACGAGCGAAGGAUAUUCGCGACAAGUUGAGCAAAGCGAAACCAAAGUUUGAAAAUGCUAAGGAAGAAGAGGAUGCCAAGCAAUCGGAGGUUUUACAGUGUGAACGUAAAUUGAACGCGUUGCACGCCAAACGCGGACGAUCGGCGCAGUUUCAAACGGAAAAUCAAAGAGACGAAUGGAUCGACGAGCAAGUGAAAAAUACCAAGGCUACCAUCGCGUUGAAAAAGAAAGAAAUCGAACGAAGCGAAAAUGAUAUCAAAGAUAUCGAACAAGAAAAGGAAAAAGAUAAAAAAGAGUUGGACCGAUUGGAGAAACAGUUACAGUCCGCCUCGAAAGAGUUGCAAAAGUUGGACGACGAACACGAAAAGUUACUCGCGAAGAGGAAUAAAGUGCAAAACGAACGCAAGACGUUGCAACGCAAAGACGCCGAUUUCGACAGUGAGUUGGCCAAGUUAGGCGAAGACGUUCAGAAGUACGAGAAGCAGUUGGAAUACAGCAUGGCAAGAGAUUUGCACAAAGGUUUAGCCGCGGUGCAAAGAAUCGUGAACGAACGCGGGAUUACGGGCGUCCACGGACCUUUGAUCGAGUUGAUGGAAUGCGAUAGUCGCUUCAACUCCGCCGUCGAAGCCGCCGCUGGAAACCAGUUAUUCCAAAUCGUCGUCGAUAACGACGACAUCGGAAGCGAAAUUAUUAAGCACUUGAACAAAGAGAAAGGUGGGCGCGUGACAUUUUUGCCGUUGAAUCGUUUACAAAUGCAAAACGUGAAAUAUCCGGAGGAUAAAAACGCGUUCCCGUUGUUGAACAAAAUCACUCGGGACGAGAAGUACAACGUUGCGUUCAGCCAAGUCUUUUCUCGAGUAUUGAUUUGCAGAAACAUCGAUGUCGCGGCGGAAAUGUCGAAGACGACCAACUUAAACUGCGUGACCAUGGAUGGCGAUACCGUUUCCUCCAAAGGCGUCAUGAGCGGAGGUCACCGAGACGCAAACAAAUCUCGAUUGCAAGCCGUAAAAGCGGUCAAAACGUGCGUGGAAAGGCGCGAAGCGUUAAAAGAGGAAGCUGGAAAGGUGAAAACGGAGUUGUCGUCGUUGGAGCAAACCGUUUCAGUGGCGGUUGGUGAAGUGCAAAAAGUCGAAUCCAACAGACUCCACGUGGCGCAAACCGUCGAUCGAUUAAAGACAGAGUUGAGACACUUCUCUGAAACGUCGACUCGAUCGGAACAACUCACUCGACAAAACGCGGACGCGAUUAAAUCCAUGCGGGAUGAAAUCGAGUUGGCGGAGCUGGACGCGAAAGAUUUAGCUAAAGAGAAAGGGACAAAGUUGGACGUGCAAUUAACCGCGCAAGAGAAGAAAGAGUUCGAGGAGCUCAAUCCCAAGUUAGCUUCUCUGAAAGAAGAACUUUCCAAUUUAUCCGCGGCAAGAGUCGAGUUACAAGCGACGUGCGAAUCGUUAGAAGAAACGUUAAAAUCGAAUUUGGAACGCUCGCUGAGACGUUUGGCGAACCAAACGACUGAAGUCGACGUCGAGGCGAAAACGAGAGAGUUUCAAAAACUCUCCGCGCAACUGAAAGCGUUGAGAGCGGAAGAGAGCGAAAUCAACGAAAAGCACAAGAAAGCGGUGAAAGCGCUCGCCGAUGCUAAAUCAGACGCAGAUAGUCAAAAGAUCCGAUUAGAAAACCUACGAGCGAAAGUUGAAGACGUUCGAGGAAACUUGGGCAGCGAUGAACGCGAGAUGGAAGCUUUAGCGUCGAAACGCGCCAACUACGCGGCAAAAGUCGACGCCAUCCAACGCAAAAUUCGCGACGUCGGGUCCUUACCCGCCGACGCGUUCGAAAAGUACAACAGCUACACGCCAGAGCAGUUACGAAAAGAACUCGGUAAGACGAACGAAGGCUUGGGCCAAUUGUCGCACGUGAACAAGAAAGCCAUCGAUCAGUGGGAACAGUUCACCGAACAGAGAGACGAAUUGAAAGAACGUCGAACGGAAAUCGCGGAGGCGUCGAAGAAAAUUUUGGAGUUGAUGGAGCAUUUAGACCGUAAGAAAGACGAAGCGAUCGAGAGAACGUUUAAACAAGCGAGUUUGAACUUUAAAGAGGUCUUUUCGCAACUCGUGCCUGGAGGGAAAGGCGAGUUGGUCAUGCAGAGGAAGAAGGCGGUCGUUCCAGAAGUCGAUGGUACUGCGACGGCGGAUGAAAAGUCGAACGCUCCAGCUGCCGCUGCAGUCAACGCGGCUGCCGGUUUCAUGGAUAAAUACUCUGGCGUGAAAAUCAAGCUUCACUUUGGCGGCGGCGGCGAAACCAUGCAAAUGAAGCAACUCUCCGGCGGUCAAAAAACCGUCGUCGCCGUGGCGCUCAUCUUUGCCAUUCAAAGGUGCGACCCGUUGCCGUUCUAUUUGUUCGACGAAAUCGACGCCGCGUUAGAUCCGCAAUACCGAACGUCCGUCGCGGCGAUGAUUAGUGAACGAGCCGAGAAAGGAACGCAGUUUGUUUGCACGACGUUUCGACCGGAGAUUGUGCGCAAAGCAAACCAGUUGAUUGGCGUUUCGCACGUCAACAAAGUUUCCAUCACGCAAAAAGUGGACGUCAACGAAGCGUUGAGAUUCGUCGGUGAUACUACGGAAGGCGUACCUGAGAGCGUUUUGACGCCUGGGACGAAGAAGCGAACGACGGAAGCUGCGAAUAAGAUGAAAAGAGCACGUCAAGAGAUCGAAGCCGAAGGUUGA